GACUCAUCUGCCCACGCCCCCCCUUCCCACCCCCCCACGUCGGGCGCUGCGAGGGGCUGCAUUGCAGACCCGGCUGCGCCAACAGACAAAAGCGACGCCGCAUCGCGGAGGCACAAAGAGGAGCAGCGACCCGCAGCCCCCCGCAGCACCGCCAGCCCAGGUCAUCCCUCCCCUCCCCGGCAGCCCCACCAUGCUGGACACCAUCAGCAGUCAGUACGACUCCUUCAUCUACUGGAGGAUGCCCAUCCCACGGCUGGAGCUGGCGGAGCUGGAGGGGCUGGGCCUGGGGUCCCUCUAUGCGCCCCACGGCAAAGUGCCCGAGGCAGCCCAGGAGCCCAGCCGUGCGGAGGAGGACAGCCUGCUGCCCUUCAGCAGCUUCAACUUCUGGAGGGCGCCCAUCGCCAGCCUCAGCUCCUUCGAAUUCGACCUCAUCUGACGCCCUCCUCCCUGCUCCCUGUUGCCAGGCAUGCCAGGGGUCGGUUUCGUUGGUUCUGUGUGGUGUCGGGUGUUUGGUUUUGCUUUAUUUACCCCUGGGUGCUGCUAAGGAAGCCUGUGCUCAGCCCAGCCCUGCGGCACCGCCUCACCUCCUCCAUCCCUCCUGGGAACGCGGCGGGGCGAGCGGAGCCAGGCUGUCCUUGGGAUGGAACCCGUCUGCUUCGCUCCUCAGCGCUGUGCUGAAAUCAGAGAAAGGAACCAAAGCUCCACUUGCUUCGGAUUUUUUUGUGCUUUGGUUGUGGUGUUUUAUUUUUUUCCCCCCCCAAGAUUGUUUUCCGGGAGAGCAAACAGCAGCUCUGUCAUUGUGGGUGCGUUUGGGGUUGGAUGCAGUGCCAUGGGAAGCCGUAGUAAAGCCGUGAUGCAAAACAUCCCAAAAGUGACCUAAAAAAAAAAAAGAGGGG
Messenger RNA from Lagopus muta (rock ptarmigan), 896 nucleotides. It is a transcript of the gene MLLT11, whose product is annotated as MLLT11 transcription factor 7 cofactor. Lineage: Eukaryota; Metazoa; Chordata; Aves; Galliformes; Phasianidae. Gene Ontology annotation, biological process: positive regulation of mitochondrial depolarization; positive regulation of DNA-templated transcription; apoptotic signaling pathway. Gene Ontology annotation, cellular component: nucleoplasm; cytosol. The transcript has 2 exons. The coding region runs from base 191 to 436 and encodes 81 amino acids. The record is from RefSeq and is a predicted model, not a curated record.